This is a messenger RNA of Meloidogyne enterolobii, 573 nucleotides long. NCBI's taxonomy places the organism in Eukaryota, Metazoa, Nematoda, Chromadorea, Rhabditida, Meloidogynidae. The record is from the annotation of a GenBank genome assembly.
AUGUUAACCGGCAAUCAUCCAAUCCUAUUUACUCUCGGAAUAAGAAUAUGUUUAUUAGAAAAUCAUGGACGAGAAAAUAAACAAUUAAUUAAAAUAACUCCUCUAUUUAAUCCGAUAAUUCAAUGGGAAUUUACUGGACAAGAAAAUAUUUUUAUAGAUUAUGAUCAACAAAAUCCCGUUUAUUUAAACAAUAAAAGCUCUAUAAUUUUUAAAAUUCAUGACACAAAUUUUGAAUUAAUAAAAUUGGAAGCUUUUCUAAAUUCAGACAAACUAAAGAAUUUUUUUACAAAAUUUAAUCGAAAAAAUGAAAAAAAUAAAUUUAAAAAACUUUUUGUCGAUCCAGAAGGGAUUUACCGUCAAAAACAAUUUUUGGGAUUUAAUGAAUAUCCAAAUAUUGAAAUUUGUGGAAAAAUGAAUUUUAAUAGACCAAAAAAAUAUUUGUUGAAAAUUGAAAGAUUUGGAAGAGAUUAUUGUAAAAAUAAUGGAUUUAAUAAUAAAUUUCUAUUUGAGUUAAUUUUGACAAAUAAAGGUAUUAAUUUCGUUAUUUGGAUAGUUUUGUUAAGUAAAUAUUAA